Molecule: messenger RNA, 2007 nt
Organism: Cololabis saira (Pacific saury)
Lineage: Eukaryota; Metazoa; Chordata; Actinopteri; Beloniformes; Belonidae
Gene: mob3c
Product: MOB kinase activator 3C
Exons: 5
Coding region: 880-1530 (216 amino acids)
Biological process (GO): positive regulation of protein phosphorylation; signal transduction
Cellular component (GO): nucleus; cytoplasm
Molecular function (GO): protein kinase activator activity
Source: RefSeq, a predicted model, not a curated record
ACACACACACACACACACACACACACACACACACACACACACACACACACACACACACACACACAGACAGCGGAGCAGCAAAGCAAUGGACAAAGUCAGGAUGUGACAUCAUUCACUGGAAGAGGAGCCAAACAAUUUUUUUCCCCUCCUUUGACUGUGAAGUAGUCUGUAUUCCAGAGUAAAGUUUGAACCUUUUGGACUGUUAGCAACCAGCAAAGAUUAAAGAUUCAUAUGAGCCAGAGGGUCAGAAAAGCUGGAGCUGAUGUCUGCAGGGAGCUCAAUCCUCCCUGAACUUUCCACAACUUUGCCACAUUCCAAAGUCUCCGCAGCAGGAUCUCAGUCAGGGUUCGUGGUAAAUUCCAUAAAGACCAGAAAAUCAUGUGAGGAGGGUCCGCCACUGCUCGUGAUCAGACACGUUUCAGUCUGGUGCUGUUGAGGCAUGUUGAGAGAUGCAAAGUGGUUGUAAUUCAAGUCAUUUAUCUCACAUCUCUGUCACCACUCUUAUGUUUAAGUCAUUUAAAACAAAACAAAAAAAGAAAGUUUCAUACUUGGCAGAGACAGUGUGUCUCCCCGUGUCUCCAAGCCAAACUGUGACAGUGCCUCUCUAUGUCUUUUUGUUAUGAACCCAUUCAGCAGUAUCUUGUGACCACUUUUCAUGCUCCACCACUGGCGAGUUCUAAACUGAGAAAACAAAGAAAGGACAUCCCUUCUAUAAACAUCCCACCGACCGAAACAACGGCUCCCUGCAAUCUCUACGUGACAGACGCUGACCUCUGGUGACCUGGUUUCCCCCUUUCUCGGCAAAGGUCACAAAGUCAAACCUAAUUAAUAUCGUGGCGAGCCUAUUCUCCCCUUACAUCGGGGGGAUCGACUUGUCCAAUGGCGCUGUGUCUCGGACAAGUGUUCAGCAAAGACAAAACCUUCAGGCCGAGGAAACGGUUUGAGCCCGGCACGCAGCGCUUCGAACUCUACAAGAAGGCCCAAGCGUCGCUCAAGUCGGGCUUGGACCUGAGAAAAGUAGUUCAGCUACCGGAGGGAGAGAACCUCAACGACUGGCUCGCGGUUCAUGUGGUGGAUUUCUUUAACAGGAUCAACCUGAUCUAUGGCACAGUGAGUGAAUACUGUACGGAGCGAACGUGCCCCAUCAUGUCUGGGGGACUAAGGUACGAGUACAGAUGGCAGGAUGGCGAGGACUACAAGAAACCCACCAAGCUGCCGGCUCUGAAGUACAUGAACCUGCUCAUGGACUGGAUAGAGUCACUCAUCAAUAAUGAAGACAUCUUCCCCACCAGAGUAGGUGUACCUUUCCCAAAGAACUUCCAGCCAGUGUGUAAGAAGAUUCUGAGUCGUCUCUUCAGGGUGUUUGUGCAUGUUUACAUCCAUCAUUUUGACAGCAUCUGCAGCAUGGGUGCCGAGGCCCACAUUAAUACCUGUUACAAACACUACUACUACUUCAUCUCAGAGUUCAACCUCAUUGAUAAUUCUGAACUAGAGCCCCUGAGAGAGAUGACAGAGAAGAUAUGCAUUUGAGCAGGACCAAGUGGAUGAAGGAGCUUGUUUUAUGACUUUUUCUGAGCCCCAUGAGAGAAGAUCAGCUUCACAACCCUCCAGAAUAGGAAAACUUUUAUGUUCAGCUAUAUUUCUGGUUUUCCAAGCAUAUCUUAUAACUAUUUUUCAUGUGGCUGCGCUGUAUCUUCAUGGGAGAUGUUACCUACAGUCCUUAUGGUGCUGUGAAAUGUUUAUAUUAUGUGUUGGUUAGACUAUAGCUCCACCCUACAUUUUCUUUUUGGUCUCCUUUUGUGCAUGUGAAUUUGUUUGUUUUAUGUGUUUUUAUAUACAGUGUGUGAAUAUUGUGAACUAUUUUAUAUAUUGUGUUUUUGUUGUUUAAAUUUGAUGAUAGACAUAAAAUAACACCUUGAACUUUAUUACGCUCUGUCUUUAUUUUUUUUUAUGACUCAUAAGAAAUGUGAGAGAUGUAAGGCACAAAAAAGAUCUUACUGGAUAAGA